GUAAAUCUCACUGGCCACGUGCUGCUGUCUUCUUUGUAAUAGUUGGAAAGAAUAAUCUGCGGUGAUGGCCUGAGUGUGUUUCAGUGCACCAGACUACUCUGGUCUUUGCUUUUCAUUCAUUGGGCAGGUGGGCACAGUUCAUCACUACAGAGACCCUUGGCUCAUCGUCCCAUGAUGUACCCCACCCCUCUGCCCGAGAAUAUCACCCUACAAUCGACAAACUGCACCAAGAAUGAUGACUUCAAGUACCCCCUGUACAGCACGGUCUUCAGCAUUGUGUUUGUGAUCGGGCUCAUCACCAACGUCGUGGCCAUGUACAUUUUCACCUGCUCCCUAAAGCUGAGGAACGAGACCACGACCUACAUGAUGAACUUGGUGGUGUCCGACCUGCUGUUCGUCUUCACGCUGCCCCUCAGGGUGUUCUACGUCAUAAACAAAAACUGGCCUUUUGGAGCGCCGCUCUGCAAAAUCUCUGUCUCGCUCUUCUACACCAACAUGUACGGCAGCAUCCUCUUCCUCACGUGCAUUAGCGUGGACCGCUUCUUGGCCAUCGUGUACCCUUUCCGCUCCAGGAUGCUCAGGACCAAACGCAACGCCAGGAUAGUGUGUGCAGCUGUGUGGGUGUUGGUGCUGUCAGGGAGUCUCCCCACUGGGUUUUUGCUGGACAGCACCACAAGAGACAAAACCAACGACACCAUUUUCUGCUUCGAGAACUUUUCGUCCAAGCAGUGGAAGUCCCACCUGUCGAAAGUGGUGAUCUUCAUAGAGACGGUGGGCUUCCUCAUCCCUCUGCUGCUGAACGUCUGUUGCUCCAUCAUGGUGUUACAGACUCUAAGGCAGCCUCAGACCGUCAGCCGUGGGGGGAAAGUGAAUAAAACAAAAAUCCUGCGCAUGAUAAUCGUGCACCUCUCCAUUUUUUGUUUUUGCUUCAUCCCCUACAACGUAAACUUGGUGUUUUAUGCGCUGGUUCGCACUAAAACCUUGAAAGGCUGCUUCGCGGAGUCGGUGGUUCGAACGAUCUACCCGAUAGCUCUUUGCAUUGCCGUCUUCAACUGCUGCUUUGAUCCCAUUGUUUACUACUUCACCUCUGAGACCAUCCAGAACUCCAUCAAGCGGAAGUCUCCGAGCAGCCGUUCAUACGACAUCAAGUUCUCAGAGGCCCAGCAGUCGGAAACCAACAGCAACCUGCAGUUUAGCUUGAGGAACCUCAAAGCUAAGGUCUUCCACACCGAGUCCUCAGUGUGACGUUAAGGUCAAGGUGUAAAGUUGGAAUCCACCAUAUAAAGUUAGUUUUCCAUGGAACGACGCAGGUUGGUGGUUUUUCGGAGUACUUUACCGUAUUUUGGUCUUCAUCUCAGGGCGAAUGUUUGGAAGUGUGGAUUUAAAAGCUUCUGCUCUGCAGGACGUGACCCUUUGCUCACAUGUGGAUUUGUUAUGACUACUUACUAACUUCUCUUCCUGGGGAGUGUACUGUUACUGAGUUCAACACAAUUACACUGCCAGUGAUGAA
Messenger RNA from Nematolebias whitei (Rio pearlfish), 1510 nucleotides. RefSeq names its product lysophosphatidic acid receptor 6a (gene lpar6a). Gene Ontology annotation, cellular component: membrane. The coding region runs from base 172 to 1245 and encodes 357 amino acids. NCBI's taxonomy places the organism in Eukaryota, Metazoa, Chordata, Actinopteri, Cyprinodontiformes, Rivulidae. The transcript has a single exon. Gene Ontology annotation, biological process: positive regulation of Rho protein signal transduction; phospholipase C-activating G protein-coupled receptor signaling pathway. Gene Ontology annotation, molecular function: lysophosphatidic acid receptor activity. The record is from RefSeq and is a predicted model, not a curated record.